Molecule: messenger RNA, 4793 nt
Organism: Durio zibethinus
Lineage: Eukaryota; Viridiplantae; Streptophyta; Magnoliopsida; Malvales; Malvaceae
Source: RefSeq, a predicted model, not a curated record
UCUAUAUUCAGGGGGAGGAGGAUUGGAACUCCGAAGAGGUGGACUUUUUUUUUGCCUAGUUAGACAGAAAACAGCUUUUACAAGCCAGCUGAUCUUUUGACUUUUGCCCAAGACAAUCUGAGGAAAAGGCUUUCUGAUACGCCCCACCUAUCACCACAACCCACAAAAGAAAAACAUGAAAUUAGAGAGAGAGAGAAGAGAGAGAGAGAUAUCAAUUCUGGUUGGAUUUUAUUGGAUUUUACUGCUCUCCCAAGUAAAUGUGCAUUUGAUGUAAAGGAGUUAGCUUGCUUUUAUUUGUGUUGCAAUAAAGAGUGAGAAAGGGAAAGAUAAAGAGAGAAAGGUCCAGCUUUUUUAGCUGGUUUUUAGUUGUUUCAUGGAGGUGUGGAUUUUGGGUUGAAGAAGGGAUCUUUAUAUGCUAUGUUUUGUUCCUGUUAAGCCCUUUUGGUUCAUGUUUUUUCAAGUUUCGUGUUUGGGGAGUUUUCCUUGUUAAAAUUUGGGAUCUGGGAUUUGAGGGUUCCAGGCUUCAUUUCUUCAGCCUUUGACUCAUUUCCUUUCCAAGUUUUUGUCUUUCUUGUACUUCUCUUCGAAAAAGUUGGCCUUUGACUUUCUUGUACACUUCCAAUUCUGGAUUCUUUUCUGUGGUUUUUGCACCUGAAUUUUUUUUCUUGUUUUUGAACUGAUCCUGAGAAUCUGAGAUGCUUUUUUUCUCAGACUGAGCCUGGGAUUUGUUGCUGGAUUUUUUCCGCUUUAACAUUUUUUUUGGCUCCGUAUGGUUGUUUCUCUCUGACUUGAAUCCUUUUUAGCUGAAUUUAGUGCUUUCUUGAUCUGGUACAUGAUUCCUCCCUUUUGCUUUGAGUCGUAGGUUUGAAAAUCGAACCCACUUAUUACUAAAAAGUGGGGUUUUCUUAGAUGUGUUAAAAACCCCUUUUCUUGUGGUGAAUCUCCAGCUAGUCUUCUUCCUGGGUUUUGUUUCAAGUUUUUGCCGCUUUGAUGCAUCUUUCACUGUGGAAGCCCAUAUCUCACUGUGCUGCUCUUAUCUUUUUAGACAAGAAGAGCAGGAGAAGAGAUGGGUCUGAAUCUGCAGCUGAAAUCAAGAAGAACCCUUCUAUUCUCCGGAAACUACACGAGAACAAGCUCAGGGAAGCUCUUGAAGAAGCAUCUGAAGAAGGGUCUUUGUUCAAGUCUCAGGACAUGGAACCUGAUUCACUAGCCAAUCAGGAUGAGAGCUUGGGACGAUCAAGAUCCCUUGCUAGGCUCCAUGCUCAGCGUGAAUUCUUGCGAGCUACAUCUCUCGCCGCGGAGCGUAUAUUUGAGAGUGAAGAUUCUAUACCUGAUGUCCAUGAGGCUUUCAAUAAGUUCCUUACAAUGUACCCAAAAUACCAGUCAUCAAAGAAGAUUGAUCAGUUGAGGUCAGAUGAGUAUGCACAUUUGUCACCAAAGGUAUGCCUUGAUUAUUGUGGAUUUGGGCUUUUCUCUUAUGUUCAAACUUUGCAUUACUGGGAGUCUUCUACAUUUAGCUUGUCCGAGAUAACUGCAAAUUUGAGUAACCAUGCACUUUAUGGUGGUGCGGAAAAAGGCACCGUGGAAUAUGACAUAAAGAGUAGGAUAAUGGAUUAUUUGAACAUUCCUGAACAUGAGUAUGGCCUUGUGUUUACUGUAAGUAGGGGGUCUGCGUUUAAGUUACUGGCUGACUCGUAUCCUUUUCACACGAAUAAGAAAUUGUUGACCAUGUUUGAUUAUGAGAGUCAAUCUGUGAAUUGGAUGGCUCAGACUGCUAGGGAGAAGGGUGCAAAAGUUUACAGUGCUUGGUUUAAAUGGCCAACUCUUAAACUUUGUUCUACUGAUUUGAGAAAGCAGAUUUCAAAUAAAAAGAGGAGGAAGAAGGAUUCCGCUACUGGUCUUUUUGUUUUUCCAGUGCAGUCUAGAGUAACGGGGGCUAAGUAUUCGUACCAGUGGAUGGCAUUGGCUCAGCAUAACAAUUGGCAUGUCUUGCUUGAUGCUGGGUCAUUGGGUCCCAAAGACAUGGAUUCACUUGGCCUGUCCUUAUUUCGGCCAGAUUUCAUUAUCACAUCAUUCUACAGGGUGUUUGGAUAUGAUCCAACUGGCUUUGGGUGCCUUCUUAUAAAAAAAUCAGUCAUGGGAAGCCUUCAGAACCAGUCGGGAUCUACUGGUUCUGGAAUGGUGAAGAUUACCCCUGAGUAUCCUCUCUAUCUGAGUGAUUCUGUAGAUGGUCUUGAUGGAUUGGGUGGAAUUGAGGACAAUGAAGUUGGUGCGAACGGUGAUAAGCCCUCUGAAAACCGACCAGGAACACAGUUGCCUGCUUUUUCUGGUGCCUUCACAUCUGCUCAGGUUAGGGAUGUAUUUGAUACAGAAAUGGAUCAAGAUAAUAGUUCUGACAGAGAUGGAGCAAGCACCAUAUUUGAAGAAACUGAGAGCAUUUCUGUAGGAGAAGUGAUGAAAAGCCCUGUCUUCAGCGAAGAUGAGUCAUCAGACAACUCAUUCUGGAUUGAUUUGGGUCAGAGUCCAUUGGGAUCUGAUGGUGCGGGCCAGUUGAAUAAACAGAAAAUUGCCUCCCCUUUGCCACCUGUUUGGUUUAGUGGCAGGAAGAACCACAAGCGGCUCUCUCCAAAGCCAACAUCAAAGAUAUACGGCAGCCCAAUAUAUGAUGAUAAAGAUGUUAACAUGGGGCAUGAUGAUCAUCAUGUGUUAUCCUUUGAUGCUGCUGUUCUAUCAGUUUCUCAGGAACCGGACCGUGGGAAGGAGAUCCCUGAAGAAGAACAGUUUUCAGGAACAAACAUCACCUCACGAAAUCACAAGAAGGCUUCAGAUCAUUCGCGUGUUUUGGAAAUCCAGGAAGAACAGGGUACCAGUGAACCUCUGUCUGCGGGGUCUGUAUCUAAUUCUGCUAUAAAUGGAGCUCGCCUCAAUAAUUCUUCCGUCUUUCAGAAUAAUGGCUUAGCAAAUUGCUCAACUUCUGAAAUUUCCUCAGAGAUUAAAGAAAGUGCUAUAAGAAGAGAAACUGAAGGUGAAUUUAGGUUGUUGGGGAGGAGGGAAGGGAAUAGAUAUAAUGGUGGCAGACUUUUUGGUUUAGAAGAUGAGCAUCCAAGCCAGGGAAGAAGGGUAUCCUUUAGCAUGGAGAAUAACCGUAAAGAGCACCUGAGUCAUACUUUGGAACCGGGAGAAGUGUCUGUGACCGGCAUUGAUGAUGAAGACUGCACCAGCGACGGAGAAUAUGGUGAUGGACAAGAUCAGGACAGGAGGGAGCCUGAGAUAAUAUGUCGGCAUCUUGAUCAUGUUAAUAUGUUGGGGCUCAAUAAAACCACUCUUAGAUUACGUUUUUUGAUUAAUUGGCUUGUAACCUCAUUACUGCAGCUCAAACUACCUAGUCCGGAUGGAGAUGGCAGAGUGAAUCUUGUUCACAUCUAUGGCUCAAAAAUAAAAUAUGAAAGGGGUGCUGCCGUGGCUUUCAAUGUGAGGGACAGGAACCGGGGCCUCAUUAAUCCAGAGAUUGUACAGAAGUUGGCUGAAAGAGAAGGUAUCUAUCUCGGCAUUGGUUUCCUCAGUCACAUACGAAUAUUAGAUAGCCCAGGACAACAACGAGGGGCUUUGAACCUUGAAGAUACUUCCCUGUGCAGACCGAUGGAAAAUGGGCAACAUGAUGGGAAAAGUGGGUUCGUUAGAGUUGAGGUUGUCACAGCUUCUCUCGGCUUCCUGACUAAUUUUGAGGAUGUCUAUAAGUUGUGGGGUUUUAUGGCAAAAUUCCUUAACCCAGAUUUAAUCAGAGAGGGUACACUUCCAACCGUUGCCGAAGAGGAGUCAGAGAUCUAACUCCUGAAGUUGAGCAAUUCAAGAUCAUUUGCAAAAUAAUCUGAGAGUCCGAGUGGAAGAUUCAGAAGACCCUGGAGAGGAUUUGGGGGCAACUGUAUAUGGAUAGCUUGCUCUUCCUCAAGACUCUCGGAUGCAAGCGGGUGAAUUUGUUAAUUCAUGUUUGUUGCUGCUUGAAAAUUUCAUUUUAUCUUUUUGGGUUCUUCUAAAGUUGGCUUUAGAAAUAUGUACCAUUUUGGAAGUUACCGUCACCUCAAAGCAGGAGUACAUGGACACAACUGUUACCACUUAGCAUUCUGCUUUUGGUUUAUACACAUUUAAUUUUCCUUCUCUGUAAAAAGAAGUAGCUAAUUUCAGCUUCUGCAGUUCAAAUUCAUUCACUACAAUUCUGAUUUGUCUACUUGUUAUUGAACCAUUUUGCAUUUGAUCCAAGUCAGGACAGACAAGCUUUAAAGUGAUAUGGACUAGAAGUCUAGAAGGAAUGGAUAGUCUUUCCAGUUUCCUUCUAGGCUUUGUUGGAAGUUAGAAAUUUGUGUUGGCUAUAAACUAAAUUAUGUUUUGGUGUCAAAUUAGAAGGCAUGAAAGUGUUAGAAAAUCCAGGGUGGAUGCUGGUGGGUGAAACAUAUUGUUCAUUGUAGCCAAUUUUCACAAAGGAUUAGGUUUUUAAGUUUUGAUAGGUCCUACAACAUCUGAAUAACAUGAUAAUCUUUCGAAAGAAUAGAAUGGAUUGGAAUUGGUAAAUUUGCGACAGUAGUUUGAUGUUGAGCAAGAAAUAGAUGAUGCAAUGCCCGAUUAUGAAACUGGAUAAAUUAGUCAAAGAAAUCAAAGGUGGACUAAUUCAAGAGUCUGUUGGAUUUCCUUUUCUACCGGUAAUUAUCAGAGGUUGGGCCACACCGAUUGGGUUUUGUUUCCCAUGGGAUGUAAUGCUGAAGUUACGUAUCAAUAUCAUCCUGCUUCUCUCUUUUUUG